CUUCAGUAACGGGUCAAGGGCAAAGCCCAAGUUACAACGGGUCAAGUCACCAUUGCAUUUUUGCUUAUUUCCGGUCCCGCGUAGUUCGUCACAGUUGAACUAAUGGAGUAUGCUCACUCGAAACCUCUCUCUACGACUCACCAGAUUACUCUGCACGGCGACCGCAAAACCAUUUAUACAAAACCAAACUGCAACUCCAGACAACAAUCUAAAGCCCCUCAACUCAAAAAUAUCAACUUUCAUGAGGGAUGGCUUUGUGGAAGAAGCCCAGAAGCUGUUCGACAAAAUGCCUCGUAGAAACACCGUCACGUGGAAUGCCAUGAUUCGCGGCUACUUUCUAAAUGGGCAGUUCCAAGAUGCGAUUAAUUUAUUUAGUCGGAUGACUGAGCGUGAUGUUUUCUCGUAUAACACCAUGAUUACCGGGUUGAUGCAAUGUGGGGAUGUGGAUGGUGCAAGGGAAGUCUUUGACAGGAUGAUUUAUAGAGAUGUUGUCACUUGGAAUUCAAUGGUUUCCGGGUAUAUUCGUAAUGGGAUGAUUGGUGAAGCGGUACACGUGUUUGAUGGGAUGCCAUUGAAGGAUGUGAUUUCAUGGAACUUAGUGGUUGGGGGUCUUGUGAAUUCUGGAGAGUUUGAUUUGGCUGAAAAGUAUUUUAAGCGAAUGAAUAUUCGAGAUUUGGCUUCUUGGACUAUAAUGAUUUCAGGGUUUUCUAGUGCAGGACGUGUUGUUGAAGCCCGAGAACUCUUUGAUGGCAUGCUUGUGAGAGAUGUUCAGGCUUGGAAUGCUAUGAUCCUUGGGUAUAUAGAAAACGGGGAUGUUGCAAUUGCUGAGGGGUUGUUCCAGAAAAUGCCCGAGCGGGAUUUGGAAUCUUGGACUCUAAUGGUGAAUGGGUUGGUCAAGGUUCAAAGAAUUAAUGAUGCCUUGGAGCUUUUCAUGGAGAUGCCAGAGAAAUGUCCAAAAACCUGGAACUCGAUUAUUUUUAAAUUAGUAAGAAAUGGGCUCACUAGAGAAGCUCAUGCUUUUCUUGAGAAAAACCCUUACAAAGAUGUUGUAUCAUGGACAAAUAUGAUUGUUGGGUAUUUGGGAAUUGGAGAGGUUGGCAGUGCAAUUGAACUCUUUGAAUCAAUGCUAACUCGAGAUACAGCGGCAUGGAACGCCACAAUAUUUGGAUUAAGUGAAAAUGAUCUUGGUGAAGAAGGUUUGAAGCUUUUCAUUAGAAUGAAAGAAUCAGGGCCAUCCCCAGACAAAAAUACGUUUACUAGUGUUUUGACAAUCUGUUCAGACUUACCAACCUUACACCUUGGUAGGCAAACUCAUGCACUCACAGUAAAAGCGGGAUUUGAUCACUGCGUUGCAGUGUCCAAUGCUAUGGUUACCAUGUACUCAAGAUGUGGGAAUAUGGAUUUUGCUUUAUUGGAAUUCUCUUGCAUGAAAAGUCAUGAUGUCAUUUCUUGGAAUUCUAUAAUCUGCGGAUUCGCUCACCAUGGGAAUGGUGAAGUAGCUUUGGAGAUGUUCGAACAAAUGAGAUCAACAGAUGUUCAACCCAAUCACAUAACUUUUGUUGGUGUUCUGUCUGCUUGUAGCCAUGCAGGGUUGGUAGACCAAGGCAGAUACUACUUUCAUAUGAUGAGAUGCAAGUAUUUCAUUGAACCUACAACUGAGCAUUAUACAUGUGUUGUUGAUUUGUUGGGGAGAUUUGGACUUAUAGAUGAGGCAAUGAGUUUUUUAGAUCAAAUGAGAGCAGAUGGAUUUGAAAUUCCUGCAAGUGUCUGGGGGGCAUUACUUGGAGCAUGUAGAAUCCACAAGAAUGUUGAGGUGGGUGAGAUUGCAGGGGAGAAGGUUUUGGACAUAGAGCCCGGUAAUUCUGGUAUAUAUUUGAUUUUGGCAGAAAUGUAUUUAAGUAUUGGAAGAAAAGAAGAUGCGGGGAGGAUUUGGACAAGAAUGAAAGAGAAAGGAGUCAAGAAGCAACCUGGGUGCAGUUGGAUUGAGGUUAACAACAUUGGGCAUGUAUUUCUUUCAGGGGACAAAUCCCACCCCAAAUUUUGUAGGAUCUAUUCUGUAUUAGAGAUACUGCAUACAGAGAUCGAGACUGAAAUUGCAAAAUCAAAUGCUGCAUCAUUUCAGCAUGUAAAAGUUGCAUAGGUUAGGGCAUUAUGGCUGAGGUUUUGCUGCACAUGCUUUUAUAUACGUAUUUAGGGGUUGAACAAAAGCAAAAGAAGAUCUCAGUGUAAUUUUCUAAUCGGAUAAUGAGGACUUGGGAAAGUUGGAUGGUCAUCAUUGUCCAUAUAAUCAUGGGAUGAAUGUUAAGUUCCAGAUGCGAUUGUCGAUGGUCAAAUGUGUUCAAGGCAUAUAAGGAUGUUGAGGCAGAUUUUUCAGAUAACAUUUGUAAAAGAAAAGAAGAUGCAUUAAUAGAGGAUAAACAUAUGCAAAAUUUUCUUCAUUAUGUUAGAUACAAUUACAAACAAAGCACAUCAUGUUCUGUUGCAUUAAAAGUACUAGCACUGAGCUAGAGGCUAGUACAAAAAAUGCACAGAUUAUCUCAGAGCUUGGUCUACAACAAUGCACGUUCUUCCAUCCUGCAUCAGUGUGUUUCACUCCCCAGAUGUAUAAACAAGUUAAGUGGAGAUUAACAAGAUAAAAGACUGCCGUGGAAAUUAUUAUAUCAGCCUCGUCUCUCUCUGAUGAUUUGCUCCAAGUUAUUUUUCAAAGUCAUCAACUCUUCCAAAUCAUUACAAGCUUCAAUGUUGACGUCCGACAAAGCCUUCAAUGUGUCUUGGAAAGAGCCAGAAGGAGUGGCGGUGGAAGAGCCAACAGUUGCAAUGGGCACGAUUUGAUCGGCAGUGGGGUCAACCGAAGGAGAGCCAAUAGCGGUGGACAGAAACUCGUCAAUCACAGGGUCAUAGGAAGGUGAGGCAGCCGUGGUGGAGAUGAAUUGAUCCACCAUAGAAUCAACGGAAGUUGAUCCAGCAUUGGUGGUGGGGAGAAAUUGGUCAUCCACAUAGUCAAAUGAAGAAGAACCGGCAGUCACAGUGGAAGAGCCAUCAAUGGUUUCGGAGAGGAAUUGGUCGACCACUGAGUCAAAGGAAGGAGAGGCAUAAGUGUAACGGCGGCCCGCUGGAGAGAUUACAAGAAUUGCAACGGAUGAGCCGGAGAGAUUUGAGAAAUCCUUGGCUUUCUUGAAGAGCCCAUUCCUUCUCCUUGAAAAAGUCACAGCGCGAGACUGCUUAUUUUCAAUCUUCUCAAUAGCAAUCUUCUUCUUUCCCAUCUCGUUCCUCUUAAAAACUAUACGGCACAGACUUAGCAAAUGGCCUUUGAAUAUACGGUGCAAAUCAUAUUGAAGUUU
Molecule: messenger RNA, 3341 nt
Organism: Prunus persica (peach)
Lineage: Eukaryota; Viridiplantae; Streptophyta; Magnoliopsida; Rosales; Rosaceae
Product: pentatricopeptide repeat-containing protein At4g02750
Exons: 1
Coding region: 110-2140 (676 amino acids)
Biological process (GO): RNA modification
Molecular function (GO): RNA binding; protein binding
Source: RefSeq, a predicted model, not a curated record